This is a messenger RNA of Topomyia yanbarensis, 840 nucleotides long. RefSeq lists its product as uncharacterized. The transcript has 3 exons. Lineage: Eukaryota; Metazoa; Arthropoda; Insecta; Diptera; Culicidae. The record is from RefSeq and is a predicted model, not a curated record. The coding region runs from base 113 to 736 and encodes 207 amino acids.
GUGCCACCACUAUUAUUAGGAGUUGGCCAGGAAACAAGUAAAUAAAAUAGAAUACUAGAAUUUACACCAUCUACCGCUGUACCAGUUUGUGCCACGCUGCCCAUCGGGUGAGAUGAAGUCAAUGAAAAAAACUACCGAACGACAACCGACUGAACGUGUCCAUCCUAGCAUGGAGCCUAUAGUCAGGGACGGUAAAAUCCGGGAGCAGAUCGAACUGGAGAAUAAAGUCCGCCGAGAGUACCAGAAAAAGUGGGGUUUCAUGACCCGUCCGGAAGCGACCGACUAUUUGAACCUGAAGAAAAACAAUCAACGAGUGAAGGAGCUGUACCAGUCUCAACAGCAGAAGAUCAAUAUGCAUGAAUAUAACGGUCACGGAGAAUCAUUCUUUGUAUCGAACCAGAUGUUCAAGAGUUUGUUGGACACGUGCCGUUGCGGGAGGAAGAAGGUGACCAAUAUGCAUGCUCUAAAGUGUUUGGAAAAACCAAAAAGUACCUAUGAGAAGACGGACGACGAGAAUGAGGAAAGUGAGCAGCUGUUUAAGCAGAAGGAUGCUAGCAACGAUAAGAAUAACAGUUAUAUUCCUAAGGUGCCAACGUUGAGUUCAGGAAUGUACGGCUGGCCCAAGAACCGGUUUGUCGCAAUGGAAAGAACAACCUACUAUAUAUCGCCACGCUAUACCAUGCCCGGUCACCCUAUAGUUGAUUGUCAACCGUACAGCAAUAUAAUACUUGGAUAAUUUUCCUCAUAUUUUCAUCUAUGUAGAGUUUUAAUCAAAUAUAACAUUUGCAACGACAAUUUAUUUCUCUCAUCCACUUAAUUGAAAAAAAUCAAAAUCGAAAU